AUGACUAACGCGCCCAAGUCCAAGUCCCUCCGCCUGACAUCUGACGGCGCGGCAUCACUCCAAGCCGCGCUCUCGUCCGCAGCAAAGGACCUCGGUGCGCCGACCACACUCGCCCUUGCGGACGCGGACGGAGUGUUCCUCCACCUCGAAGCUGGACCAUUUGAUCCCCUCACCCCAGGCAGGGAUGUGGAGAGCGACGACGUGAUGUGGUUCGCAAGCACGACCAAGCUGCUUACAUCUAUCUGCUACCUCCAACUCGUGGACGAGGGCAAGCUUACUCUCGACACGAACAUGCGAUCCCUCUUUCCACCCCUGGAUUUGGCUGCGUCCCAGAUCAUUAAAGGCUUUGAUAAGGGAAAGCCGAUAAUGGAAAGCAAUGACGCGCCAGUCACCCUAGGGCAGAUGCUUAAUCAGACGAGCGGGUUUGGGAAAGAGUUUGGGGACAAGGUACCUCUCUGGAAGAAGGUCGCGGACAAGGGGACCGGGUUUGUCAACUCGUGCAAGAUUGACAACCUCAUCCACACACCGCUCUGCUUCGCACCGGGAACGUCGUACGAGUACGGCAACUCGGCGGAAUGGCUCGGCCUCAUCCUCCCCACCCUGGUUGGGAUGAGCACGGAAGAGUAUUUCCAGACUCACCUUUUACGCCCGCUCGGAAUGGCCAACACGUCUUUCUACCCCGACCAUCCCGAGUGGACCGACCGCCUCCUUCCCCUCCGCUUCCGGUCUGAGACCGGGUAUGAGGAGCUCAAGGACCAACUGCCACUCCUAACCCUUCCGAGGAAGCGCCAAGACAUAGAAUACCCCGUCGCCGGCGGAGGCAUCUACUCGUCCUCCUCAGACUACAUCAAGGUUCUGCACCACCUACUCCAGCACCGUCUCUCUCUCUCCGGCCGUGCCACCCGACCCGAAACAACUAUCCUCUCCGACACCUCCCUCAACUCUCUCUUUACGGGUACGCUGCCUGAUGCUGCCCUCCCCGCCAUAGUCGAGAUGUUCGAGUGGACCUUUGGCCCCAAGGAGAAGUUUGAGCUGGGCGAGGCCAACUGGACGACUGGAAUGGCGAUCUAUGCCCCGACCGAUGGGCGGAGGCGCGCGGGAUUCGGCCGCCUUGCAGGAAGCGUCGGGUGGGGCGGCGCGGCCGGGACACAGUACUGGAUCGACGAGGCGGCGGGGAUUGCUGCAGUGUUCACAACGCAGGUUCUUCCCGGGUCUGGGCCGGCCACGAAGAGUUUCAAGGACGCGAUGGAGCGGGCGAUCUACGCGGCGUUGGAGUAA
Messenger RNA from Cutaneotrichosporon cavernicola, 1278 nucleotides. RefSeq lists its product as uncharacterized. Lineage: Eukaryota; Fungi; Basidiomycota; Tremellomycetes; Trichosporonales; Trichosporonaceae. The record is from RefSeq and is a predicted model, not a curated record. Bases 1 to 1278 code for a protein of 425 amino acids. The transcript has 5 exons.